GGGGGCUGGGGCUGCGCCGUGUGGCGGCUCGCGCGCGGCGGGGUACAUCCGUGGCUGGGCCUGUGCUGUGCCCGCGGAAAAGAGUUCGUGUGCGCGAGGUGUCGGAGGCGCGGCCGCCCCGAGCGCUUCUCGUGCCGGCAUGAGCCCGCGUGGCCGGGCGGCGCCUCCUACCUGUGCGCACGGCCGGCGCACGGGCGCCAUGGCGGCAGCCCCCUCCCGUGCCGCCGGCCAGCCGUGAGGACGCCGGAAGCUGCCACUUGCUUCCAUCAAACUUUGAGCGAAUAUCGUUAAGACUUUGUGAGGAGGGAGGGCGGACAGGCCACCUGUCAGGGCAGGCUGGCUCCUCAAAGCUGCCCGGGGAAGGGGGAAGAACCACUUCAGCCCGCCCGGCUUGCGCGGUCCCUCCGGCCGGCCGGUCUGGCCGUGCGGAAACGCGGCCGCCGCCAUUUGCUGCCCGGGCAGCGGGGCGGGCCCCGUCGGGCCUUGCCAGGCGAGGGGCUGCCCGGGCAGCGGGGCGGCCGGCCGGCCCCGCCCCUGACGCAGCAGGGGGCGGGUGGCGGAGGCCGAGCCGGGCGCCCUGGGGCCGGGCCGGAGCGGCGGCCGGGCGGCCGCCAUGGGAGCGCUCCUGUGGUGGGACCAGCUGCGGGCCGGCAGCUCGGAGGUGGACUGGUGCGAGGACAACUACACCAUCGUACCCGCCAUCGCCGAGUUCUACAACACGGGUUGUGCAGUAUCCUGCACUCUGACAUUGCCAGGUGCCCCUGUUGUCUGCCUCCUGCCAUCUCAAUUUGUGAAUGACAAAGGCGAAAUUCACCACCUUGAUGGGAUAAGCAACGUCUUGUUUUUUGUUUUACCACCCAUAUGUAUGUGCUUGUUCCGUCAAUAUGCAACCUGCUUCAACAGUGGAAUAUAUUUAAUAUGGACUCUGCUAGUUGUGGUUGGAAUUGGAUCUGUUUACUUUCAUGCUACCCUUAGUUUCCUGGGCCAGAUGCUGGAUGAGCUGGCUAUUCUCUGGGUCCUGAUGUGUGCUCUUGCCAUGUGGUUCCCCAGGAGAUACCUGCCCAGAGUUUUUCGGAAUGACAGGAGCCGGUUUAAAGCUGCUGUGGGUGUCCUGUCUGGAGUUACUACCUGCCUUGCCUUCAUUAAGCCUGCCAUCAACAACAUCUCGCUAAUGACUCUGGGUGUUCCCUGCACAGCUUUACUCAUUGCUGAAUUGAAGAGGUGUGAAAACCUGCGUGUGUACAAACUGGGUCUCUUUUCAGGUCUUUGGUGGAUGCUAGCACUUUUCUGCUGGAUCAGUGACAAAGUAUUUUGUGAGAUCUGGUCAUCAGUUAACUUCCCCUAUUUGCACUGUGUAUGGCACAUUUUGAUUUGCCUUGCGGCGUACCUGGGCUGUGUCUGCUUUGCUUACUUCGAUGCAGCCUCCGAGAUCCCUGAGCAGGGCCCUGUCAUAAAGUUCUGGCCCAGUGAAAGAUGGGCUUUCAUUGGGGUUCCUUACGUCACCCUCCUCUGCGCGCAUAAGAAAUCACCCGUGAAGAUCACAUGAAGUUGACUGUGGAAUGGGGAUGGAGUUUCAACAUACAUUCAAGCACAGAAGUUAUUUAAAUAAUAAUAAAUGAGUAGAGUUGUAUUUUAUCUUCUUCCUAAGAUGUGCAGCACUUCAGGUGUCAUAGAAAGAGGAGACAAGUGUGUUCUUUCCUCUCUCUGGUUAGGAGAGAGGAAACAGGAAGGUGGAGGCUCUUGAACACUAAAGUAACCACCAACUUCUCUGGUUGACUCUGUUUUGCACUGUGUUUUCAAUGUAGCAUUUCUCUUGAUAAAAGCUCUUUCCAAAUACGGGAGUCAAGACGUGGCGUUUCUGCAGUAGGUCACCUCUGAUGCUUGAUUCAUUUCUUUUGUAACUUCUGGCUUAAGGCCUUUGCGAAGGUAGCCGGUCCAAGAUGCUAUCUUGUGUUCUUCUCAGCUCUGUUUUUUGGCGUGGGUGCACAUGGCCACAAGUGUGCUCGAAGGAUAUGCUCCUCCCAGGCCGGCUGUGCAUCACAUUGGGUCACUGAGUACCUGGUUGUUUCCCAAAGUACAACAGGAGACCAGUGCAAAGUGUUUGCAACUGGAUAACUGGAUCAGUGCAGUUAAGCAGUGAAGAACUGACAGAAGAUUCAGUCCCUAGAAAUAAAUAGGAGCUCGAGGGUUUUGGCUUCUUCUGUGUUUCCACUGACCUGUGGACAAUUUUAUGCUGCAUAUUUCCAUCUUACUGAAAUGUUACAGAAAUCCCUCUCUACCUCUACAAACAUGUUUGGUCUUGAAUUUGGCCUUGAAGCUCACACAGAAGUGUGAACAUUAACUUCACUAAGAGCUCAGGUCAGCAUGGAUUGACAGUUUGAGUAAACUGUAAAAACUCUUAGGUGCCUAGCUGUACAUCUGAUUUGAGAGUUAACUUCUCACCAGUGCAUUGCAAAGUGAUGCAAAAGUCCAGUGCUCUGCUAGGAAUACUUAAGGAAAAAGUAGACAACCACUUAAAAGCCAAGACUUAAAUUUCAGUGAGCAAUGAAAUGUGACAUCAAGUCUUCCAUUCUUACGAAAGAAUAGUAGAUUCAAAUUUUCCGGCCUGUUUUGUGAAGAUAAGGGAUGUCUAGAUCCAGUUAGUUUUAAGGUUGUACUUUGGGGUUGAGGUUCAAGAAUGGCUAUGGUUCUUCCAAGCAGUUUAUGCUAGAUCUGUUUAAAAAAUGAUGCAAAGUGCUGGCAUGUUUUUCAAAUAUUAUUAAUUGUAGGUGGCAAUAGCUGCAGUCCUGGAGAAAAACAGGUUCUGCUUACAUUCCACCUAGUAUCAGAAUGUAAGUGGGUUGAGGCUUUGGAUGUACACUUUUAUUAUUAUGCGAUGUUUCCAUUUGGAAUAUUAGACAAGAAAAUACCAUUUUUCCUGUGCUUUACUAAGAAGUCUCAUGUUGUACUUGCUUUUUAUCAAUGUGAAAAUGUACUCUCUACAGUAUCAUCCAUACAAAGUGGCUUUUAACAAAAACUUUGGCGUGAAGUAACUUUCAAGUAUUGUAAAACCUUUCAGAUAACUUUUGUAUUCAAAUUUAUUCUUAGAAAACAAGAGCUAAGGUGUAUGCUGUUAUACUUAAAGGGAAGUUGUUAGCGGGAGAUAUGAGUGUCUUGAGAACUGCAAAGCAGGUAAGUAGCUAUGGUCACAUUGACUGACAUCAUAAAAGCAGCAAAAUCUGUCCACUGGAACAAUGAAGAUUUAUACCACUUGCUAGUAUAUUUGUCUGAGAGAAAUGUAUUUUUUGGACACACAGUGAUAAAAUUUUUGUAUGAAGCUUGUUUGUAAAAAUUCAUACAGUAGUAUCUGUUACUCUUUGAAUCACAGAUGCUUUUUCCUUUUCCUUCCUCCCUCCCUAAUUAUGAAAUGUUCAGUUUCAAACACUUCUCAGGUAUUAAAAGUCAUAUGAUUAGAUGCUUAUACAGAUAGGCUUGCUGGCUGGAACCCAGCUAAGAUUGCUAAUGCCUGACAUAGCUCUAGUUUGAGUAUGAUUUCUUAUAUUGUGUGGUAAAUUAUUAUGUUAUGGUAAAUAAGUUAUUUUCAGUAUUGCUUGGGAAAUUAGUAACUGCAGACAAAAUGUACUAUUCAAAAUUACUGGAGCCUUCCUACUUAAUAUUUUGUUUGAAAGCGACCUCUCUGACACAAAGGACUCUAAGCAGCGUGCUGUCAACUACUGUGCUCUACUCCGCAGAGUCUGACUCCUCACAAAUAAGUUAUUUUAUAAUUUAAAAAAUAGCAGUAGUACAUUUGGCUACUGCAGAGGUGACUGAAUGCAGUUACAGGCCAAGAAUCAUCUCCUGGACUUUUAUUAACUUAGCUUUAGCCUUUGUACUUUUCAUAGGAGAUUCUGUGAACAAAAAUCACUAUCUGAUAUUCAAAGCUCCAAUACAGAACUGUUUCGGAGUAUUCCACUGUAACAGCAGCCCACCACUUUUAGCUGUAGCUACUGCACUUUACAUUAAACUAAUACUAACUUCUAUGUUCCGACAAAAGCUACAUUUAUUAUAAAAAGAAAAAAAAAACGCAAUUUUUACCAGAUUCACAGCUUUACAGAUUGCACUUUGAACCAAGGCUCCAGUUCACGAUAACAUUAGUACCCAAAGAAAUAUGUGACUGGCAUACAGAGAGGUUUUUGCACUGCCCUGAUCAUGUGGAUGAAUAGACAUGUGCACAAGUAGCCAUGUUACGUUGGAAUAUAAAGUGAUUUAUUUGCACCCUCAGGUUUCAAAACCCCAGGAUGCUUUCUUCCCUUGCUGGUAGGAAGUGAGUGGGUUCCUAGUCUUAUGUUCAAUUAGUAUUUUAGUUUAAUUAGUGGGAUGCCUUUAGUGUCUUGGGCAUAACAUAGAUUCUGUGUAUUGGUGUGUGAUAUCCAUCAUUCGUUGAAUGUUAAACUUCAGGUUAAGAAAGGAUAUUUAGCUCUCAGUGAUGGCAAACCCUUGCUCAAUUCACAGUCACUAAAACAGAAUAAAUAUUAUGUAUGGAGUGGUUUGGGGGUUUUUUUUCCAUCUCCGUUGAAGUUUGUAUACUGAAUUUUUGUGGAAAGCAUGUAAUACUUUGCAACAUUAAAUUGCAUUUGGAAUAAA
Messenger RNA from Columba livia (rock pigeon), 4623 nucleotides. RefSeq names its product alkaline ceramidase 2 (gene ACER2). Gene Ontology annotation, cellular component: Golgi membrane. The transcript is spliced from 7 exons. Gene Ontology annotation, biological process: ceramide catabolic process; sphingosine biosynthetic process. The coding region runs from base 614 to 1546 and encodes 310 amino acids. The record is from RefSeq and is a predicted model, not a curated record. Lineage: Eukaryota; Metazoa; Chordata; Aves; Columbiformes; Columbidae.